Kickxella alabastrina is the source of this 487-nucleotide messenger RNA. RefSeq lists its product as uncharacterized. The coding region runs from base 80 to 364 and encodes 94 amino acids. Lineage: Eukaryota; Fungi; Kickxellomycota; Kickxellomycetes; Kickxellales; Kickxellaceae. The record is from RefSeq and is a predicted model, not a curated record. The transcript has a single exon.
UUUAUACCGGUUUUUUUUUUCUUCUUUCUUCCCCCACUCCUUUUAGCGUGGCAGAUUCGAGCUUGCAUAUUAUAAACAAAUGGCAGGGGAAAAAUCGGCUAACACGCCCGUGGGCAGCAAGGGCUUGACGGAAGUUGGGUCGCCAAACCGUAUCCAGCGGCGAACACCAGGAGCAGCCAAUUUGGCACGCCCUCGGCACGCGCACCAGCCAAUACCUUCAGCACGCCAAUGCCCAGCUCAUCCUUUGCCGAGCGCGUGUACCAGAGCACCGGCGGAAGGCACGGUCGCACUACUACUCCUGGCUCUGUAUUUUCAACGCCGUAUUCCGACCUACGUGGUCCGACAGCUGGAGCAUCAACCCUAACGCGUCCAUCGAUGCUUAUCGACGAACUGGAGCCGCAGGCAGCUUUGGUACACCCGCACCGACAGCAGCACGCAAAUUCGGGGUUACGAAAAAUUACAUUCCGCCUACACCUGCUGGUUCGGC